Molecule: messenger RNA, 2611 nt
Organism: Morone saxatilis (striped sea-bass)
Lineage: Eukaryota; Metazoa; Chordata; Actinopteri; Moronidae
Gene: ggt1b
Product: gamma-glutamyltransferase 1b
Exons: 14
Coding region: 203-1921 (572 amino acids)
Biological process (GO): peptide modification; regulation of inflammatory response; regulation of immune system process
Cellular component (GO): plasma membrane
Molecular function (GO): glutathione gamma-glutamate hydrolase
Source: RefSeq, a predicted model, not a curated record
AUAGUUACAUAUUGAGAGCCACAGAAAGCCUAUUACCUAUCAACUGCUGCAGUUUGUGGCAGGUGCACACAGUGAGCAGCCUGUUGCUGAGGCCCCCCGAGAGGAAUCAAGACCAAAGAAUCAGCAUGACAGUAGGAUUUAGGCUUUGGAGCAAAUGAGAGGUAUUAAAUAGAGUGUCUUGAUUUGUUCCUGAGCUAUAAAGAUGUCCAAGAAGACAAUAAUUGUGGCGCUGGCGAUACUGCUGCUGGCCUCUGUCGCCACUUUUGUGGGUGUCUUCUUCGGUGUGGGGAGAAGGAAGCCUCCGAGUGAGCAGGUGUACUUGAAGGCAGCUGUGGCAGCAGAUGCUGGGCCUUGUUCAGAGGUCGGCAGAGACAUACUGGCGAAAGGGGGGUCUGCAGUUGAUGCCUCUAUAGCUGCUUUACUGUGUGUUGGCCUUAUGAACGCUCACAGUAUGGGCAUUGGAGGAGGACUUUUCUUCACCAUCUACAAUGCAACAACUGGGGCGGUUGAGACCAUUGAUGCCAGGGAGACGGCACCACGCAACGCAACAGAGAACAUGUUUGGGAACAGUACCGAUUUAUCCCAGAAAGGAGGGUUAUCUAUUGCUGUACCAGGUGAGAUUCGAGGUUACGAGAUGGCACACAGACGACAUGGCAAACUGCCUUGGAGAGACUUGUUCCAGCCGAGCAUUAAUCUUGCAGAAAAGGGUUUCCCUUUGGGCAGGGCACUUGCUACUGCUCUGUCCAGACACAAGAAAACCAUCAUCAAGGACCUAGCCCUAUGUGAAGUGUUUUGUGGGGAAAGUGGUGAUAUCCUUCAAGAAAAUGACACCAUCGUAUUUAGCAAGCUUGCAGUAACUUAUAGGAAAAUAGCCGAAGAAGGUCCUGAUGCUUUCUACCAAGGACAACUGGCGCAGAACCUUGUGACAGAUAUUCAGAAAGCAGGCGGUAUCAUCACAAUGGAGGAUCUGAAGGAUUAUGUGCCUGUCUUGGAUGAGAAGCCUUUAAGGGUGAAUGUGGGGGAGUACACCAUGGCUGUUCCCAAUGCCCCCGCUAGCGGCCCUGUGCUCUCGCUGAUAUUAAACAUCUUGAAUGGGUACAACUUCAACACAGAUAGUAUGACAAGCACUGAGAAAAAGAUCCUAACCUACCAUCGCAUCGUGGAGGCUUUUCGUUUUGCUUAUGCAAAGAGGACCUUACUUGGAGAUCCGAAGUUUCUCAACAUCACAGAUCUCAUCCAGAAUAUGACUUCAACUUUGUAUGCCAAUGACCUCCGUAAAAAGAUCACAGAUGAUACCACACAUCACAUGAACUACUAUGAGCCGGAGUUUUACCUGCCUGAAAACCACGGGACCGCACACCUCUCCGUAGUAGCAGAAGAUGGAAGCGCUGUGGCCGCCACCAGCACCAUCAACCAAUAUUUUGGCUCCAAAGUCAUGUCAGGAUCAACAGGGAUUCUUCUCAACAAUGAGAUGGACGACUUCAGCUCCCCGCUCAUCACAAACGGCUUUGGAGUACCUCCUUCACCGAACAACUUCAUCAGGCCAGGAAAAAGGCCAAUGUCUUCUAUGUGUCCAACCAUCCUCUUUGACAAAAACCACAAAGUUAAGAUGGUGGUCGGAGGCUCGGGAGGAACAAAAAUCACGACUUCUAUCGCUCAGGUGAUUCUGAAUGCACUGUUCUUCGACUACGAUCUGUAUAAAGCUGUAUCAGAUCCAAGGCUCCACAACCAGCUGAGUCCCAACACCACUGUAGCAGAGCCUGGUUUUGAAAAAGACGUCCUGGCUGGUUUGGCUUUAAAGAACCACGAGACAGAGUUCCUCAAGUCAACAGGAGCUGUAGUGCAGGCAGUGGUUCGGCACGAUGACGGACUCCACGCUCAGUCGGAUCCUCGCAAGUGGGCAUACGCCGCAGGGUACUGAGGUCAUAAAUACACCUCUGAUUAUGCAGAGAGACUGUAGGUGUGUGAACCUUGACACCAGUGGUAUGAGCUGAGAGAUUAGAGACUUAGUAAAGAACAAGGAAUUGUCUUGGCCAGCAAUUGUUUUUGAGUUAGAAAAAAAGUUCAUGGGAUGUGGCAAACAGAUAGAAAAGGCAGGAACAGGCUGCUGUUAAAAGAAAUGACUAUAACAGCUCAGGGACAAACAGUCCUACUUAAUAACUUACAGUAAUUUCACACAACCCAGAGUGCAUUGGCCUAUAAUGACCCCAUAACAACAUUACAGCUGUUGCUGAUCACUGUCACCACUGGGACUCAGGGCUUUUGUUUUCUCAGCUGGAAUGUAAAUGUGUUACAUAAUUACUGAAAUGUAUACAAUUGUAAAAUUAUAAUGCCUGUCAACUUUUCACUACAGAUGGUUAACAUUCACAACACUUACAUUAUUAGUUAUUGUAUAUGACAUAUUUAUUUGAGAAUAAAUUAAUGACAAUCUCGGUGAAUAGAUUAUUUAUUUGGUCAUUUCCUACAUUAAUGUUUUUAAUUGCUUUUAUCAAAUUGGUACAGUAGAUAUUGAAGAUAUUUUCUAUUUGUAUAUGUUCUUUUAAAGAAACACUUGAAAUGACUGUAAACUGUAAUUAUUAAAAGCACUCUUAAUGUAUAAAAGUCUUUUGGG